AUGUGUAGAAAGCGGCUACUGGCGAUAUUGAUAUGUUUGGGCCUAGUAGCAGCCUACCCAAGUGCUCCGGGCACAUGUAAUAUGAAUAAAAUGGCCACCAUCGGCCAUGGUCCAUCAAAAUCAACCUGCAAAGACUGCUACGGUGUCAAGAUAUCCACAGACACACCUUCAUUGGUCAACAUACAUCUGACAGGGAGAUUUGCGUAUCAGGGCAUCGUACUCUUAGUCAAAGACAGACAUACCAACAAAACGCUGGGCGAAUUCCAGGAUUUUGAUACAAACUUAUUCACUUCAGUUGCCUGCGAUGACGACGAGGACGAGCAAGAUCAGAUAGAGCCUGAUUCUAUGGCUGUAUUAGGACAUAUUGAUCCUAAACUAAAAGAGUGGCCUGUAAAUGUUGGUUGGAAUAUGAUUGCAACGAAACCCGUAACUGAAUUAAAGCUGCAAGGCAUGAUAGUGAUUGACUAUGAUAACUUUCACCUGUUGCCAGAGACUGAAUUCACAUUGAAAAGAAAGGUGUUACCAGCGACUAUCACCACGGCCACGACCACCACCACAGCAGCCAUCGAUCCGCUACCGACGCACAUUGUCCAAGUAGAACAUGAACCCGGCACCAUCAUCCAGCAGGAAUCAAAUACACUGUUCAUAUGGGUUUUGUCACUAGUGAUAUUCCUGUAUAUCAGCAUGUCUAUUUGCUAUAGGCAAUUAAAGAGAAAAAAGCAGAUAGUCAAAUCAACACUAUUACAACAGCAACCUCAAGACAUUGCUCUCGUGAUAAAAUCUUCAUAA
This is a messenger RNA of Mucor velutinosus, 789 nucleotides long. RefSeq names its product putative endonuclease lcl3 (gene LCL3). NCBI's taxonomy places the organism in Eukaryota, Fungi, Mucoromycota, Mucoromycetes, Mucorales, Mucoraceae. Bases 1 to 789 code for a protein of 262 amino acids. The record is from RefSeq and is a predicted model, not a curated record. The transcript is spliced from 3 exons.